Cylindrotheca closterium is the source of this 1407-nucleotide messenger RNA. The record is from the annotation of a GenBank genome assembly. NCBI's taxonomy places the organism in Eukaryota, Bacillariophyta, Bacillariophyceae, Bacillariales, Bacillariaceae.
AUGUUUGCCUUGAGCCAAGUGGGACGUCGAGGCCGAAGGCAGCUCAGAUGCGCUCAAGGGAUUUGCGAGGAUGUUCGAAUUCAUGAGUCGAAGAAGCUGAGUCUUGAAACUAAGCGAAGCACUCGAACAAAACGCGGAAAGUCUUCAGCGUCAAUUGUAAAUUUCCCAAUUUCAGAUAGUCUCAGAGAAACUGUAAAGACAUCCUUGCUGGACCAGGUGACCAAGGAUGAGAGCAAAGCUUGGAAAGACAAGUCCGGAGUCAAUGGAGUAAAUAUUGAGAUUUCAUCUCUCCAUGAUCCUCUGGAUGACCUAUAUCCAGUGACAGAUACAAGGUAUUGGCCUCACCUCCCACCAAACGUCCAAGUCAAUGCAGACCCUUUUGAACUAUCCAGAGUGGAGGUCGAGAUGCUCUCAAAGUCAAUACGAGAUGACCUCGUCGGAUCGGAGCAUCCGGUUCUGACCAAAGCAGCGUCCUACUUUUUUGACAGUGCAGAUGGUGGAAAAAAAAUUAGACCGAUGAUGGUCAUGCUCCUUUCGAGAGCACUCGCCGACACCGUAGGCGACGCCCAAUAUGAUCAAGAAUCACUAUUCACAAAACCUUUGAAAGAACAACGACAGGAUCUUCCAGCGGCUCAACGUAGACUGGCAGAAAUAUCGGAAAUGAUACACACCGCUUCUCUUUUCCAUGAUGAUGUGAUUGACGGAUCCGAUACGAGACGAGGAAUGGCAUCGGUACAUAUGGUUUUUGGAAACAAAAUGGCGAUCCUUGCUGGUGACUAUCUUCUUGCACGGGCCUCAAUUUGUCUAGCACGACUACGAAAUGUGGAGGUUGUGGAGACCAUGUCUACUAUAAUUGAGCAUUUGGUUCGGGGCGAGGUCAUGCAAAUAAGAGGUAGUUCUUCAUCAGAUGGAGCCGAAGAAAACAUGGUGUACUAUUUGAAGAAGAACUUUUUCAAGACGGCUAGUCUUAUGGCUAACUCCUGCAAAAGUGCCGCAGUCCUGGCUGGUUGCUCACCGGAAUUGGUCAACGCCUCGUAUAAAUACGGAAAGCAUGUGGGCAUGGCUUUCCAGCUUGUCGACGAUGUCUUGGACUUUGAAGGAAGCAUUUCCUCAAUGGGAAAGCCUGCACUGGCAGACUUGAACGCAGGAUUAGCAACAGCUCCUGUGAUGUUCACUGCAAGACAAUUCCCUGAACUUGAGGAAAUGAUGGAUCGAAAGUUCCGGGACGAAGGGGAUGUAGAGCGAGCCCAACAGUUAGUGUUUGAAAGCGACGGUCUAGAACAAACAAAGCAUCUCGCACGGCUCCACGCAGAAAUUGCGAUGGAAGCUCUGCUCGAACUAGAUGACAGCGUCUAUCGCGAUUCUUUAAUAAACUUGGCCUAUAAAGUGGUAAGCCGAACGAAAUAA